GUCCUGUUAUUACAACUUACUGAUUGUCCUAAACUCUACAUAUUUUCUGAAGAAGGAUUAAAGAGCAAACGCUUUCUUCUUCCAGAAAGAGCUCAAGAUGACAGUUCGAAAAUUACGAAGAGAAAUGCUGACGCCAGUGAUAACGGAAUGGACAAGAGGUUUAUGAAAUUUGGUAAAUCCGGUGAUAAAAAGGUGAACAGGUUGAAAAAAUCAAACGAUCAGCUUCCUAUGAUAAGAAUGAGACGUAGCGUUGAUGAUAAAAAGGUGGACAGGUUGAAAACAUCAAACGAUCGGCUUCCUGUGAUAACAAUGGGACGUAGCGUUGGUGAUAAAAAGGUGAACGGGUUGAAAACAUCAAACGAUCAGCUUCCUGUGAUAACAAUGGGACGUAGCGUUGGUGAUAAAAAGGUGAAAAACGCUAUAAGACAAGGCCCUACUGGGUAUCCGUACCUAAGAAUUGGGCGAAGUGAUGAAUAAGAUAUUCCAUCUUUGGAAAUAAGAAAAACAACUUUUUUCACAGCAAAUAAAUGCAGUAAUAACAAGGAACAACAUCAGCAAGAAUUUGAGUAGGAACAAAUAGAAUAUCAAUACAACAACAACAAUACCAAUCAGAUUUUGUGAUCAUAUCUUGAACAUUGUUUACAUCUAUCAUAAAACAUAUGUUGGGGAGUAACGAACUGCUUGUUUAGGAGGAAACAUUUUGAUUUCUAUAUGACCAGUUCUAAUUGAAAAGAAAGAAAGAAGGACAUUAUAAAUUCAUCAACAGCUCAACUCUCUUAUGGUGGUAGUUGGUAUAUCUCUCUAUAUUGUACAAUUUAUAAAACUGGAUCGAUAGAUCCUCAUCGUAUCCAGAAAUUCAGGACUUAUACCAGCCUUCAAUGUAAAGCUUUCUUCAGCAUGCUUCAUCACUAUGUGUAUAUAUGUAUAUGUGUAUAUGUGUUUAUGUAUACAUUUGUCGAAAACCCCACUCUAUAUAUAUAUACCACUGUAUAUUUAUGUUCGUGGUUAUGUAUGUGCAUGUAUGUU
This is a messenger RNA of Octopus bimaculoides (California two-spot octopus), 1026 nucleotides long. RefSeq lists its product as uncharacterized. NCBI's taxonomy places the organism in Eukaryota, Metazoa, Mollusca, Cephalopoda, Octopoda, Octopodidae. The record is from RefSeq and is a predicted model, not a curated record.